AUGCGUAACAAAUGGAGAAAGAAAAGAGUCAGAAGACUUAAAAGAAAGAGACGGAAAGCUGGUGCUUUAGAGAAUGCUCGUAAGGAGAUCAAGAGAAUCUCUCUGGAAGACCACGAGGAGUCCGAGUACGGCCAGAUUUACUCUGUGUCCGGUCCUGUUGUCAUAGCUGAAAACAUGAUUGGCUGUGCCAUGUACGAGUUGGUGAAAGUUGGUCACGAUAACCUGGUUGGAGAGGUUAUUAGAAUCGAGGGUGAUAAGGCAACGAUCCAGGUGUACGAGGAGACCGCAGGUGUGACCGUUGGUGACCCUGUUUUGAGAACUGGUAAGCCAUUGUCCGUCGAAUUGGGACCAGGUUUGAUGGAGACCAUCUACGAUGGUAUUCAAAGACCGUUGAAAGCCAUUAAGGAAUUAUCACAGUCCAUCUACAUCCCAAGAGGUAUCGAUGCUCCAGCAUUGGACAGAAACAUCAAGUACGACUUCAAACCGGGAUCCCUGACAGUUGGAGACCACAUUUCGGGUGGUGAUAUCUUUGGCUCAAUCUUUGAGAACUCCCUUUUGGAUGACCACAAGAUUCUCUUGCCACCAAGAGCUAGAGGUACCAUCACAUCCAUCGCUGAGGCUGGCUCUUACACCAUCGAUGAGCCUUUGCUCGAGGUUGAAUUUGACGGAAUUAAACACAAGUACUCAAUGUUCCACACAUGGCCAGUUCGUGUUCCAAGACCAGUCGCUGAGAAGUUGUCCGCUGAUUACCCAUUGCUUACCGGCCAAAGAGUGUUGGACUCCUUGUUCCCAUGUGUCCAAGGUGGUACCACUUGUAUUCCAGGUGCCUUUGGUUGUGGUAAGACUGUUAUUUCCCAGUCCCUUUCUAAGUACUCCAACUCUGAUGCCAUUAUCUACGUUGGUUGUGGUGAGCGUGGUAACGAGAUGGCUGAGGUGUUGAUGGAGUUCCCAGAGCUGUACACCGAAAUCUCUGGCAGAAAGGAGCCAAUUAUGAAGCGUACCACUUUGGUUGCUAACACAUCUAACAUGCCUGUCGCUGCAAGAGAAGCCUCUAUCUAUACCGGUAUCACACUUGCUGAGUACUUCAGAGAUCAAGGUAAGAAUGUUUCCAUGAUUGCUGAUUCUUCCUCCAGAUGGGCCGAGGCGUUGAGAGAAAUCUCUGGUCGUCUUGGUGAAAUGCCUGCUGAUCAAGGUUUCCCUGCUUACUUGGGUGCCAAGUUGGCCUCUUUCUACGAGAGAGCUGGUAAGGCUGUUGCACUGGGUUCCCCAGACCGUAUUGGCUCUGUUUCUAUUGUUGCUGCUGUGUCUCCAGCCGGUGGUGAUUUCUCUGACCCUGUCACCACCUCUACGUUGGGUAUUACCCAAGUGUUUUGGGGUCUGGAUAAGAAACUUGCGCAGAGAAAGCAUUUCCCAUCCAUCAACACCUCUGUUUCAUACUCUAAGUACACCAAUGUUCUUGGUAAGUACUACGAUGCGAACUAUCCAGAGUUCCCAACGUUAAGAGAUAGAAUUAAAGAGAUCCUGUCUAAGGCCGAGGAGUUGGAACAAGUUGUGCAAUUGGUUGGUAAAUCUGCCCUUUCAGACUCUGAUAAGAUCACCUUGGAUGUUGCCACACUGAUCAAAGAGGACUUCUUGCAACAAAACGGUUAUUCCACGUAUGAUGCCUUCUGUCCAAUCUGGAAGACAUUUGAUAUGAUGAGAGCAUUCGUCGGAUACCAUGACGAGGCACAGAAGGCUGUUGCUAACGGUGCAAACUGGAAUAAGUUGGCUGAGCAAACUGCAGACGUGAAACAUUCUGUCUCAUCCUCCAAGUUCUUUGAACCAUCAAAGGGUGAAACUGUCGGUAAGGAGGAGUUUGAAAAGUUGAUCCAAAGCAUCUCUGAGAGAUUUGCAGAGGCAAGCGAAUGA
Molecule: messenger RNA, 1908 nt
Organism: Williopsis jadinii
Lineage: Eukaryota; Fungi; Ascomycota; Saccharomycetes; Phaffomycetales; Wickerhamomycetaceae
Gene: VMA1
Product: H(+)-transporting V1 sector ATPase subunit A
Exons: 2
Coding region: 1-1908 (635 amino acids)
Biological process (GO): ATP metabolic process; proton transmembrane transport; translation
Cellular component (GO): proton-transporting V-type ATPase, V1 domain; fungal-type vacuole membrane; ribosome
Molecular function (GO): proton-transporting ATPase activity, rotational mechanism; ATP binding; structural constituent of ribosome
Source: RefSeq, a predicted model, not a curated record